This is a messenger RNA of Heterotrigona itama, 3490 nucleotides long. NCBI's taxonomy places the organism in Eukaryota, Metazoa, Arthropoda, Insecta, Hymenoptera, Apidae. The record is from the annotation of a GenBank genome assembly.
AUGAUUGUGACCCCAGCCGUAAAUGGCGCCAGAACCGUCCCACGACAACGUCCAGUCUUCCGGGCGGCGGUUCAGCCACUGCAACAGCUGCUCGUCGUGCUCCUGCUUGAACAGCUCGUGACUCUCGUGGUCCCGGGUGUUAGUGGUGCUGGCGCUGUUGGCCUCCUCGUCGUCGACGUUGAUCAUCUCGUUGAUACGUUUGGUAACCUCGAGGCAGAACGGCUUCGGCAGGGGCGCCCGAUUGACGAGAGACUUGGCGACCCGGGCGGACAGGCAGUACCUUCGGAACCACGACCACUUGUGAAUCUCCGAGCAGCACUGCAUCCCGUCGAGCUCGAGGUCGCAGGCGAGCGCGACCAGGACCUUGAAGAAGUCGCUGUGCAUCAGCUGUUUGCCACCGCGGACCAGCGGAUCCUCGAGGAGGCUAUCGCCGCGUCGUGCGUCGACAGGGAUUCGUCCAUGUUCUCGCUGCUCGAGUCCUCCUCCGGAUCGGACAGCCCGUACACGCUGGACAACGUCUCGCUGUCGCUCAACGCGGCGUCCGGGUUCUCCAGCAACCAGGCGACCACGCUCUCCGCCGUGAUCAGCACAGCCGUCGCCGUGCUCAGGCUCUUGAUCGCAAAUUCCACGCUCCUCUUCGGGAAGCCCAUCUCGGUGAGUUGCGCCACCAGCGGGCUCAUCGCCGGUGGACUCUUUCGUCCGCUGCUUUUGCAGUGUUUCUUCUGGCUGGACGUCAACGACACCAGGGAACAACAGUCGGACGCCGGGGAAUCAGGUUCCGAGACGCCCGACGCCGACGCCAUUCCCAUUCCCAUUCCCGUUGUCGUGGCCGUCGUCGCGGUCGUGGUCGUGGUCGUCGUCAUCGUCGUUGGGAUUCGCUUGCUCGGCGAUGAUGUUGAGGAGGAAGUUGAGCCAGGCCUUGGUGCUGAGGGACUUGCAGAGUUCGGUGGACUUGGCGAUGGCUCUCAACGAGCCAAGAGUCGCCCAGGUCUCGUGGUGUUCGCGCGCGAGCUGCGAGCGCGCGUUCAGCUGGCGAUUGUCCACCGACGUGGAAUCGUCCUCGGGAAGUCUCAGAUACUUGAGCAGGACCUCGCAGGGGCCUGGCACCAUCUGAUUCACGUCUGUUCGUCUCGACUUGGAAGCUGGGCAACGAACGUACAUACGACACUCGUUAGACACUGUCGCGAAUAAUUUGAAUCAGCGACAGUCUAAGGAGUCGUCGGACGCUUUCUCUCGACCAUGCGGCCAACCGACAGCAACGACACAUCCUCACUUGGUAAAAGAUGGAGAAGUUGUACCUGGUAUACAGCUUUGCGAGUUCAAAGAGAGACGGAACAAGUUGGUAGAAAAUAUUGUUUUGCACGCUUGCGUCACGAAUUCAGGCAAAUCACACAUUGUCGUGAUUCCUUCCUCGUCCAAAGUGUACAUGUCUGACAAAAUUCCAUAUGUUUUUCGUCAAAAUACUGACUUUUUGUAUUUCACUGGUUGUCAAGAGCCUAAUGGUAUUUUAGUAAUUACUGUAAAAGACGAAAGCUUCUUGACUAGCCUCUUUUUGACACAACGGGAUGAACAUUCCCAAUUAUGGGAUGGCCCUACAACCAGAGUUGAAACAGCACCCAAAAUGUUUGGCGUCGACGCAGCAUUUCCAGUAACAGAGUUUGAACGGUUCUUCAUUUCGUUUAUGAAUGAGAAUAAGAAGAGUGUCAUUUGGUGUGACACUGUGGACUUGGCACAGUCGAAUUUACACAAAAAGUUGUGCGAGUUAGUGAAAACGACAGGUGGUCAAAUGCUCGUCUCUCCAACCAAUAUAAUGCACAGGAUCAGAUUAAUUAAAUCACAAUCUGAGAUAGAUCUAAUGAGAAAGAGCUGUGAGAUCAUUUCAAGAGCAAUAUCCAAAACUAUAGAAAUAUCGAAACCUAAAAUGAGCGAACAUCAUUUGUUUGCAACUGUAGAUUAUGAAUGUCGGAUGAAUGGUGCAGAAUUUUUGGCAUAUCCACCAGUUGUUGCCGCGGGUAAAAACGCUAAUAUUAUUCAUUAUAUUACCAACAAUCAAAUAAUUCAGGACGGAGAUAUGAUUUUGAUGGAUGCAGGUUGCGAAUAUCAUGGUUAUUCAUCCGAUGUAACCAGAACAUGGCCAAUUAAUGGAACAUUUACGCAAGAGCAAAAGAUCUUGUACAGCAUAGUACUGGAUGUUCAAAAUAUUUUAAUUCAUAAACUAAAAGAGUUGCCAUCGUUAGAUCAAUUAUAUCACGAUAUGUGCUCUUUACUAGGCAAAAGAUUACAAGAAAAUGGACUAAUACCGAAACAUUUGAAUAAAAAUGAAUUGUUUUCCGCGGUUUAUGCCUAUUGUCCACAUCAUGUUAGUCAUUAUUUGGGAAUGGAUGUGCACGACACAGGAAAGAUCUCUAGGAAUAUAAAACUUCAGCCAGGAAUGAUAGUUACAGUAGAACCUGGAAUAUAUGUAACUCAUAAAAAUCGAUUUGCCCCGCCAGAAUUUCAUGGUUUAGCUGUUCGCGUCGAGGAUGAUAUUUUAAUAACGGAAAAUGAUCCGGUAAUUUUAACGGAAAGCUGCCCAAAAGAAAUUGCUAAAAUAGAAGCUUUAGCGAGUCAACAUUUAAAUAAUAAUGAUUCUACUUGCGUGUAAUAAUUAUACAGCAAAUUUUUAUAAGAAACUUCAAAGCGAAAAAUUUUACAAAGUGGACAGAAUAUGAAAAGGCAUGUAAAAUAUCUAAACUACAUGAAUCAAGAUUCUUUUCUUUCUUUAAUUAUAUUAACUUAAUUUUUAUAUAUACUGCCUCAUUUAAUAUAAUUUUAUUGAUAUAAUUAAUACGAUUCGAUCACUCUAUUUUUUUAUUUUAUUUUAUUUCAAAUUAAAUAUAUAAUACAUGAGAAAUAAUUGUAUACAAAAUUAGGCAUAUUUUUAUUUUAUUCGUAAAUUUCUUGGAAAUUGAACAAAUGAACGUUAUAUACUUGCAACCAAUAAAGAAUAAUUAGGAAAAACAAUAAUAUAGUAUAUACAAAAAGGGCUAAUAUAAACAUUUAUACAAAAUUAAAUUUAUUCGCUAGAUAAUUACUCAAAUGUGAUUAUCGAUCUAAAUGCUAUGAAUAUUUAACGUAAUGUAACAAAUAUCAUUGUAAAAAGAUCACAUCGAUUGAAAUUAAGAUCGAAGAAAUUAAGAAGAAACUAAAAUAUUUAUCAUACAUUGGUUUGUACAAACUUGUACGAAUAACUGCUCAAUUACAUUUGUUACGUGUAAAAUAAAGUCGCGCAAAUUUGCUCGUUGAUAUUAAGCAUGAAAGAAUCUUGACACAACGUAUUACACAACAAGAUUUUUUAGUUUAGCAUCAGCUUGCUUUAAAGUGAUGUAAUUUUUUAAUUGUUUUACUCGUAGGCGUGCCCAAACCAAAUGAUCAUGCAGUGCAUGAAUUUGAGCAGCUGCUAAUGCUGCACUUUCAGGAGAAGCAACUGUGGUGCAUCCAAUUCCUGAAA